CACUCACGUGACCAAAACACUAUCAUGGCGGCCACCGCUGCAGUCCGGUCGAGCGUGGGACUGACUUUGAGACUUUCUAGAGUUAUACCAGACUGUAGCAAAUGUCCUUUUAACAGGUUAAAUACUUGCACGAGUGGCAUUUCUAGUGUGUCGAGAGGAGGAACUGUUGAUCGUUUUCGGACGUUGAACCGACACUUACAGACCUCUAAUGGAUUGUACCACGACGAGGGGAGGACUAACGCGGAAGACCCUGACGAUGUGGUCAACGUGGUGUAUAUAGACCGGUCUGGACAGAGGAUUCCAGUGAAGGCGAAGGUUGGGGACAAUGUCCUUUACCUGGCUCACAAGCAUGGUAUAGAACUGGAAGGUGCUUGUGAGGCAUCUCUAGCUUGUUCAACGUGUCACGUCUAUGUGAGUGGAGACCACUGUGAAAAGCUACCGGAGCCUGAGGAAAGCGAGGAUGACAUGCUCGACAUGGCUCCCCUGCUCCAGGAGAACUCUCGUCUGGGAUGCCAGAUCGUCCUCACCCAAGAGCUGGAAGGCAUCGAGCUCACCCUGCCCAAGGUCACCAGAAACUUCUAUGUGGACGGCCACGUUCCCAAACCACACUGAGGACCGAGGGAGGGAUCUCCCCACCACAGCCGCCGUCUUCUGCUGGAGGGAAAAGGAAGAGAGGGAGGGGGGUGCAGUCGGCCAUCUUGGGUGUACUUUGCGGCCCGUGGGUGGCCAGGGAUGGAGGGUUGCCCGGCUGGGAUAGAGAAGCACUUAUAGCAUCUCCCUCUAGUGGACCUCUAAAGAAACUCCUAGUUUACUAACGACAGGACCGCAUGCCAGACAAUAUAACAGACCUAUGCAAAGGCCUAGAUCAGAGAAUCACUAAAACAAAUCUGAAGUGUGGAGUCAUUGGGCUCACAUUCAUGAUGUCCAUUGUCCAGUUGGGUGUCCAUGGUUAGCAGCUGCUAUAUGGGGAAAAUAUUGACUGGUUUUCAGUGUUUAUGUAACUGUGUCAUUCUCGGGCCAGGAUUGAUACGUCAACUCAAACUAUUCAGUCACACACACUGUUGUUCUUGGAUAGGUCCUCAAUGUAUAAUAGUCAUUUGAUAUUAUGUUAUUGCAUCAAUUCAAGAAGCAUUUAUUUGGUAGGGCCACAGUGUCCUUGAAUGGAACAUUCCAUGUUACAACUAAUUUACAAAAGGUCAUAUACGCACAAUUAUUUUCUGAACAAAAGCCUCCAAAUAGUAUGGAUGGUCACGUGGUAACCUAUCAAUACUCACUUGUCGCAGUAUUACCAACAUACAGCUUCCAUUGUAUUACCGUUGCAUCAUAUUUGUUCCUAGUUUGCUCAUGUGAGAGGUUUGCGAGGGUGAGGGAAGUGACUUGUCAAGGUUUCUAUUAUUUUCAUAUUGACACAGAUUAUCCCCUUCCGCCAUAAAGCCAUCCGCAACCAUUAACCUUAACCCAUACUACAAGUGGUAUGCUUUGAGUUUGAGCUGCUGAAGGAACAUUAGUAUAGAUUGGAGCUAAAAGAGUUGAUCUCUCAUCAAAUAUUGUUGAAUAAACUGACAGAGGAACCUUCGGUGUUGUUUCUCUGACAAGUUAUUUUACAUGUCUUGCCCACAUCAAUCUUGAUCAUGUUUUUGCCUUAACAUUCAACUUCCCGAGUUGUAAAAAAAAGCUACCAGUCAGAGCUGUAUUCAUCCAUUUUUCAACCUCCAAGGUUUUUUUUCUUUUCUUUCGUGAAGCCAAUCCACCCCUUAAUUUGCAGUAGCCAAUUAUUGUCACUUCUCACUAGCUUGCUUGAUUCCACAAAUAGGCUAAUUAUCUAAUCUGAGUCAGGCGUGCUAGGAAAGAAAGUGACAUAUAGACUGGACUGCUGGUUCAGCAGAUGAAUCCAUGAGAUCUUGGAACGUUUUUACCAAUAACUAGUCUGCACUUGUACUGUAAGUGUCACAUGCGCACAAAUGUAUGUAAUAUAUGUUUCAUUGGAAAAUCAUUUGAUGAGCAUUAAAACUCGUUUUGAAAAUAA
Messenger RNA from Osmerus eperlanus (European smelt), 2026 nucleotides. RefSeq names its product ferredoxin 2 (gene fdx2). Gene Ontology annotation, molecular function: 2 iron, 2 sulfur cluster binding. The coding region runs from base 25 to 612 and encodes 195 amino acids. The transcript is spliced from 5 exons. Lineage: Eukaryota; Metazoa; Chordata; Actinopteri; Osmeriformes; Osmeridae. Gene Ontology annotation, cellular component: mitochondrion. Gene Ontology annotation, biological process: P450-containing electron transport chain; positive regulation of oxidoreductase activity. The record is from RefSeq and is a predicted model, not a curated record.